Molecule: messenger RNA, 2256 nt
Organism: Branchiostoma floridae (Florida lancelet)
Lineage: Eukaryota; Metazoa; Chordata; Leptocardii; Amphioxiformes; Branchiostomatidae
Exons: 8
Coding region: 349-1602 (417 amino acids)
Source: RefSeq, a predicted model, not a curated record
AACAAUGAUGUCAUUCAUUAAUUCAUUCAGUGUUGAACACAUGAACAUCACAAGACCUGCUUCGCAAGAGUUCCUGUUGUUUCAUCAUACCUACCGGGUGACUUCCCAUAUACCGUUUAUCACACCUGACUCAGUACAUAAUGAUAGGCGCGCCUGCAGCCAGACGUGGUAGUAGUUUCCAGUACCGUAGCAGAGUGUUUUGUACUUGAACCUUGAAGACUUUUGCCUACAAAAAGCCGGUAUCUUCCAACGUUCUAGUUGGGCAGGAAAGCGUCUACACCUAACGUUACUACCAGCAGCUUGCGGUCGUCAUUUUUUGUUUUCUUUGACAGUCGCUACGUAUCCAGGAUGGAAAGACGUGCCCAGACCACCACACGGCACCGCCGGCUGACAUUUUGCUGUGGCUGGGAAGUUUCCGUCUCUGUAGCUAACAUCAUCUUUGCCUUCCUCGCUGUGGCUGGACUGGUGACGCAGAACGUCGCCCUGCCCCUGUGGAUAGACGCCGCUACGCCAGGCCUGCCCAACGCCACGUCAAACGGCACGUCACAUAACGGCACGUCAGCGCCUCACAUCGUCCCGUACUUCGUCUUCUCAUUCGCCAGCUUCUCUUUCGUCGUCCUCUUUGGCGUGUGUCUAGCGGGAGCUUUUCUCCUGGGUCACAUCACCGAGACGGACCUGAAGUUCCCGCACACCCUGCUGUUCCUAGUGGGGCUGUUUGACGCCUUGAACGGAGUGCUGGUAGUGAACGCCUCCAGCGGGUCCAGAACGGCUCCGUACCUACAGGCCAUCCUGGGAAACUUCUCCAUUCCCAUUACUAUACUGCUGAGACUCUUGGUUCUGAGGAGGAAGCCCACACAGAGGAAGUUCAUCUGCUCCAUGCUGGUCCUGCUGUCCCUGUUCGUGUGCCUCCUACCGAAGAUGAUCCCGGCUCUGGGCGCGGACAAGGCACCGGGCGCCAAGGGUGUCGCCGGCGUGCUCUGGCCUCUGUGCUUCAUGAUCGGUUUCGUGCCUGCGGCGGCGAUGAACGUGAUCGAGGAGAAGGUGAUGAAGAUGACGAAGGGAGCACGCCGGGAGCAGAUCAGCCUCAUCUGGUUCCUGUUCUGGGAGUCCGUGUACCAGUUCCUGUGCGCAGCCGCGCUGUUCUGGACGGACAUCAUCCCCGGGUUCGGUAACAGCGCAGACAUACACGACUUCGGCGAAAAUGUUGCUUUUGGCUUUCUUUGUUUCUUCGGCGGACGGGGCUGCACGAGCGAACCCGGCACCAGAGGGACCGUCUUCAUCCUGGGGUACGCCGUCAGCUACUUCGGCGGGGGCCUGUUACUCCGGCACGCCGAGGGCGCCACAAUGCUCGCACUGGUCUCGUCCCUCGUGACGCCACUAGGGUUCCUCUUCUGGACCUUGUUUGAAGAGGACCCGUUCCACUUCCAGGUUAACACCGGGAACGCCACCUGGUUCUCCCUGGGCGCACUGGCCCUCAUGGUGCCCUCCAUCUACUUCUACAACACCGGACCGUCAGAACGUUCCACCGAUGCCGGCACGCAGAAGACAGACCCAGAGAAGACGCCACUUAUCACAUCACAUGUCCAAUAUGCUAAUAUUUAACUUCGAUGGGAGACACAAAAAUUGUACUUAUUUUUAACAGUAACACAUCAAUAACAGUAUUUAGUAUCAUCACCCAUUUUCAUGUUUCAUAUAUGAAUAUAUAUUCAAAUUCAUCUCUGUAUGCAGAGUAACAUAGAGCUAGUAAAAGCGCCGUGUUCAAGUCGUGACAAUCGUACUGGAUGUAACGUUAUAGUUCAUUGUCAGUGCAGAGGCGCCACCUAGCAGAUUGCUGUACAAGUACAGGGACAGUUCUCUGUCCCGAUGACGUGAUCAGCACCAUGGACAUUACCAGUCUUUUUACCUCCACUGAAAAUAUCGAUUUAAACAAAUCACAACAGCAACUAUAUUUCACAACACAGUUCACUUUGUGUAGUUUAUAGCUUAUGCAUUACUUUGAUUGCAGGACAAAAAAAUUCACCACAAUUUGAAGAGCGAAUUGAUUUCAAAUCAUAUUUUAUUAAACCAGAUGGGAAAUAUGGUUCAUGCUAGGCAUGCUGUGAAAACGAAUUUUUACAACUUUCCCAGCACUCACUGUAAAAGCAAUAAUUUCAAAUGGAUUGCAAAAAACAAAAUAUUGAUAUGAUAGCAAAGAAUACUGAGUGUGUACUUGUAUGAAAUUCAUAAUGUAACAUCAAUAUGGAUAUUGCUGACAUA